CGGAGAUUUAAACCGCAUGUCGCAUGCGCAGUCAAAGUUUUGGAUUUCAGAUCUCAACGCACGCGCUCAAAUUUACAGAUAUGUUCGUGCCUCACCGUACACAUUUGUACACCGUUGUGUACGUGUACGGGCACCGCUGAUAGCCAACGUACAGCAGUCUCAUGUGAAGAGAGUGUUUAAGAAGACACUCGGGAGAACCAUAGAAUUCAGUUGUUCGUACGGAGUGCAGUGGUCAACUUGGCGCUUGACGCGCGCGGAUGAACAAAGCAAAUCGCGACGCGAUCGUCAAUAUAUUUCGGACUUCUAAUAAUAAUAAUUAAAAAAAAACAAAAACAAACAAAAACAAAAACAAAAAACACAAUCGCAACAAUUUCAUUCAAAAUUGCUCAAAUAUGUGCAAAAGCACGACGAAAAAAUCGUCGGAUCGCAAAACAGUCGCCGCUGGGUGUGUCCUGGACCGUUCUUAUGGAAGAGGGAAGGAACAGCAGUGAAUCGACGGAUUUUUCGAAGAUGCCGAUGAUCGGCGACAAGUUUCGAGGACAGUUGUAGUUAACGUGUUCAACAACGGCGCACCGCACGGAAGACCGCACAGAGCAGACCGUCAUCAUGUUCUAUCCGCAAAGAGUGAUGCGACAAAUCUCAGAAAUCUCCUACGUGGGGAGUUUCAAAUUGAUAAGGAUGUCGACCAAUCGUGAAGGAGAGACUGCGGUGACCAUUCCACUGCAGUAUAAUGAGUCUCAUUGGAAAGCUAUUUUUGAGAAGUAUGAUCUUGACGGGGACGGGAAAAUAUCGCUACAAGAGCUGAAGGCGAUGAUUCGCGGUCCAGAGUUUCAGAACGAUAUUCCCGCCAAUGUGAUCCGCACAAUAAUGCAUAAAGCGGAUUUGGACGAGUCCGGUUACCUGGAAUAUCCAGAGUUCAUAGCUAUGAUCCACAGAAAGGAUAUGCAAAGUAUAUUUGGAAAUUUCAUACAACGAUAUGUGCACUCCAUGAUACCUCAACGACCAUCGCGCACAUUGAGACAGACUUCUGUGGGCUCGAGGUAUUAUCCCCAGCGACAAAUCAGUACCGUAACAAUGCCCGCACCAACAUCCACUCCUCCUCCUUCGAGCUUUGGCGAUUCUGUCCAGGCUACCAUUCCACUCAACCGUAAAUUAAGAUGCUCCACCGCACGUUUUACCGACCUACGGCCUCUCCAACAACAAACAAGUACAAUAACGGAAUCUUCUCUGUACUCUAGCGACUAUCCGGAUGGGCUGUACGAAGAUGAGUACAGCUGUCGACCGCCAGCCGUGGCAAUGAUAAUCAUAUCGAUCAUAGAAAUCAUUUUGUUCAUGUAUGAUGUGAUUAAGCACAAAUCUCUUUCUGUAGACGGACCGGCGGCUACGUUAUUUAUUUAUAAUCCGCACAAGAGAUACGAAGCCUGGCGAUAUCUGACGUACAUGUUUGUGCAUGUUGGUGUCUUUCAUUUGGUCGUCAAUUUACUGGUACAAAUCAUGUUGGGCAUUCCGCUGGAAAUGGUUCACAAAUGGUGGAGAGUGUUGAUAAUAUACGUAGCUGGUGUACUGGCCGGAUCACUCGGUACAUCCGUUUCGGAUCCUACGGUCUAUCUGGCCGGUGCGUCGGGCGGCGUUUACGCGUUGAUCACGGCUCACGUGGCGACCAUUAUAAUGAACUGGUCGCAAAUGGAAUUUGCCGUGCUGCAGCUGUUGGUGUUUCUUGUUAUUACGAGCGUAGACGUCGGUCAGGCCGUGUACAAUCGAUACGUGCUUGACACCAACGAUCAGAUCGGUUACGUGGCCCACUUGGCCGGUGCCAUAGCGGGUCUUUUGGUGGGUAUAAACAUUCUUCGAAAUCUCGAGGUGCAAACCUGGGAGAAAGCAGUCUGGUGGGCCAGCAUGUUUACCUACACAGGUCUCAUGACCGCGGCUAUCUUGUGGAACAUAUUGUACACUUCGUAUUACGAAUGAUAAUGUUCGCGACGCAUCGAUAUUUAUUGCACUCAAGUUAUUAUUUAUCACGAAUUUACAAUAGGAUUAAAGAAAAGUGUUGUUAUUCGUCUUGAAGAGAGAGAAAAAGAAAACUCUCAUCUUAAGAUUGUACAUAUAUAUAUUCGCUCUAUGUUUUGAUUAAUAUAUUAUGGAAAUGAUGGUUAAUAUUUUAUGUUGUCGUAACAUAAAAUAAUACAGCCUCGCAGAACAAAAACAGUAUAUUUUCAUACACGCGUGGCGCGCGCGCAAAGGAGCGAACUCCUUGAUUCUGCGGUCCUAUUCUGCAACUUUUAACGCACAAGUUACAAAUCUUUGCGCAGACGAAAUAUAUCAUCGAGCUAUAGAGCUGCGCAAUGAUGAGUAAACGAAUUUGUCUCGUUGCAGAAUAACAAAAGGGCUAAUUAUCAUUUAUUAUUUUUGUAUGUAUGCGUAAGUAGAAUUAAGCAACGCAGUAUUGUUUAAGUACACAUUUUCAAAAGCAAAUAGUAGAACAUCGCAUUCUGUGAUACUUUUGCUACGUGCGCUGCAACUAUUUGCAGGUUUGACAAAUUAAAAAAGCUAAGAAAUGCGGAACGUUAAUAUUUCUAUUUUAAGACUAUUGUCUCACUGUUUGGAAAUAGGUACGUGAAGUAAACUACCUCCAUUAAAUGCAAAUAAUCAUUAGAAAAGAGUCAAUUAAUCUUUCAUCAAUAUUUCGUGCGUUAUAGAGACACAUUAUGCAGGGUGUCCAAUUUUAAAAUAUGCAUCUAAAUAAAUCUGUAGGAAUUCGCGGUUUCACGAAAAAUGUAUUAAAACUUAACAAAAGUAUAGAUUCAAGGGGGACAAAUGAUGAUAUUAUCAAUUUUGUUGUAGAUAGUGCCACUUUCAAGAUUUCAUCAAGGCAGCCAGUUUUUUAGAAGAAAUUGAUUUUUCUUUGAAAAUAAAGUUUCAGCUGACAAUAAGACAAAUACAACGGUUUUUUGUUUUUUUAUUUUUUAUUUUGGAUCAUUUUUCACUGAGUUACAGCGUUCCAAAGUUUUUUAACUAAUUGAAUAUAAAAACGCUCUUACAGAGUGCGUGACCCCAAAUCACACUACUUUAGUCUCUCUUUUUCUCUCCCCCCCUCUCUCUCUCUCUCUCUUUGCUGUAUGUGUGUGUGUCACAGCAGAAGCAGAGAGAAAGAGAGGGAGAGAAAAAAAGAAAGAGAGACUGAAGUAAAGUGCGGUUUGGGGUCAUACACUCUGUAAGAGUGGGAGCGUUUUUAUAUUCAAUUAGUUAAAAAACGCUGUGAAAAAUGAUCCAAAACAAAAAACCGUUGUAUUUGUCUUAUUGUCAGCUACAACUUUAUUUUCAAAGAAAAAUCAACUUCGAUUAAAAAAAUGACCGUUAUGAUGAAAUCGAAAGUAGCGCCAUCUAUAACAAAAUUGAUAAUAUUAUUUGUCCCUCUUGAGUUUAUAUAACUUUUGUCACGGUCAUUUUUCGUGAAACCACGUUCCUACAGAUUUAUUUAGGUGCAUAUUGUAAAAUGGGACACCCUGUAUAUUCGAUAAUUUUGACGACACUUUGAACAUGAUAAAGUAUAUAAAAAUCUGUUAAAAAAUGUAAAGUUUUUUUUGAAAGAAUUACCAAAAACUAUAAUGUAUAAAAUUUACAUGUGUGUAUAUUUCACAUGCAAGAUAUUAUUGAUGCUUUGUCAUCAUAAAUUUCAAGAGAUGCCUUAUGACUAUAUAAUAUAUGAAACAAAAAUUAAAGAAUUAUUAUUAACUCGCACACACCGCGCGCACAUAAUUUUGUUUAAACACACAACGUAUGCGUGUUUAAACAAGAGAUAUUGUACAAAAAGAAAAUCAGUAUUUUUCAAUUAAUUUGCCACUGUUUCAAGAUAUGCAGUUACGAUUUUAAUAUAAUCCCAUUCAGAAUCGUUGCAACACGUAGUCCCGUGUGCCGAAGCCAACAAUUUCUUUUGUGUAUAUUACACUACUUAUUAAACUAAAAUAGAUUGUGUUAUAUUUAAACAAGGUGCUACGUUCACACACAGAUAUAAAAAGACUCUUGAAGUUAAAUUAUUUUAAUCGUUCUUGCGCACAACACAACGAUUGUUUAAUGUGUACCUGACUUGUGCGAGACGCAAAUGUAUUAAUUUAUUUAAAUGAUUUAUUAAAUGAUUAUUUUAACACACAGGAAGUUUAGCCUUUGUCACGUCUUGUGAUGUCUUUGUAAUACGAGCAUGCUUUGAAGACAAAAACCUGUAUUAUUUUUGACUAGACUGAUAAGAAAGUAAGAGAGAAUAUUGUUAAUAUUAUUCACGUGCUCUUUUGUUCGAACAAAUAUCACAUAUGUGUGAGUAUAUGUAUCUCGGUUUGAAAAAUGUUAAACUAUAUAUUUAAUCUCUUAGAGUUAAUCGAUGACAAGCAUUGCAGCUGACUGCAGCGUGGCUCCAAUGGUAUAUAUUUAUACAAUUUAAAGAAAAAAAAAAACAACUAUACAGUGUUCUAUGUUAGUUAUUUGGUGUAAGUUUCUAUAUUUUAAUCAAUUGCGAAACAGCGUAAAGUUGUUAUUUUAAUUCAAAAAGUGAUAAGGAGAGCAGCUAA
Pseudomyrmex gracilis is the source of this 4559-nucleotide messenger RNA. RefSeq names its product rhomboid-related protein 3-like (gene rho-4). Lineage: Eukaryota; Metazoa; Arthropoda; Insecta; Hymenoptera; Formicidae. The transcript has 6 exons. Gene Ontology annotation, molecular function: serine-type endopeptidase activity; calcium ion binding. The record is from RefSeq and is a predicted model, not a curated record. Gene Ontology annotation, cellular component: membrane. Bases 607 to 1968 code for a protein of 453 amino acids.